CUCGGGACUGAGCCUGGGAGCAGGAAGCUGCCGGGGCAGCAGCAGGAGCAGGAGCAGCAGCAGCAGCCGCAGCAGCCACAGAAGCAGCAGCGGAGAAAGGAGGAACGCGAGAGGAACGCAGAGCAGGCUUCGUGCCGGGGCAAUGGAGAGCACCAUCGCCCCCUGGAAUCAAAGUACUAACACCUCUCUGGGUGUGAAUGAGCAGGGCUACAAGUGCAAGUUUGAUGAGGACUUUAAAUAUGUGCUGCUGCCUGUGUCCUAUGGCGUGGUUUGUGUGCUAGGCCUGUGUCUCAAUGCCCUGGCCCUCUAUGUUUUCCUGUGCCGGAUUAAGACAUGGAAUUCCACCACCACCUUUAUGUUCAACCUCGCCAUAUCUGACACUCUCUACGUGGUCUCCUUGCCCCUCCUCAUCUACUACUAUUCCCAUGGUGACCAUUGGCCUUUCAGCGUGACCCUCUGCAAGCUGGUCCGAUUCCUGUUCUAUACCAACCUCUAUGGCAGCAUCCUCUUCCUGCUGUGUAUUAGCGUCCACCGCUUCCUGGGCAUCUGCUACCCUCUACAGUCCCUGCGCUGGGGCAACGUGCGCUAUGCUCGACGAGCGGCUGCUGUCGUGUGGAUCAUAGUGAUUGGCUGUCAGUCGCCCGUGUUAUACUUUGUUACCACCAGCAGCCGGGCUGAGGGGAUUACUUGCCAUGAUACAUCAUCCCGUAACUUGUUUGAUGACUUUGUGGCAUACAGCUCGGCCAUCCUUGUGUUGCUCUUUAUUGGGCCCUUCCUAAUUAUCCUGGUGUGCUACACACUGAUGGUACGGCAGCUUCUGCGACCUACAACAGGGCAGGCCCGUCUCUCUCGGUCUAAGCGCAAGUCCCUGCGGAUGAUUAUUCUGGUCUUGGUUGUCUUUUCUCUAUGCUUUCUCCCCUUCCAUGUCACCCGUACACUCUACUAUGCCUUUCGAUCUCUGGAUGUGGGUUGUUGGUCCCUCAAUGCUAUCAACAUAGCAUAUAAAGUCACUCGCCCACUUGCCAGUGCCAACAGCUUCCUGGACCCUGUGCUCUACUUCCUGGCUGGCCAGCGGUUUGUCAGGUUUGCCCGCCAUGUUCUGCCACCACCUGUAACUGGCAACAAGAUGGUGCUUCAAAAUCCCAGUACCCGGGACAGUGGGAGGACUGGAAGCACCCCAGGUAGCAGUGAGGACAACAAGGAUGCUCAGCUUUAGGGCCAGAGUUGACUCAUGCAUCUUAGUCCUAAGCCCUGCAUGUCCCCCAUACUCCAUUUGGGUGAGAAUGAGGGGCAGCCAAGAGAAGGGCUAUGGGCUGUUUAGGCACAAAGGAUGUGGAGACAGAGCAGGGUUUGUCCUUGGAAGCCAACCAAGGAAGACAAGAGGGAGGCGGACAUUUGACACCACCACCUGCACAGCUCCAGGAUAGACCCAUGACUGACUGGAUUGGACAUCCAGAGUUAGUGUCAGGAAGUAGAGAGGCUGCUGACUGGGAGAUUGGCACCCUGGGCUCUACCACUGUCUGGAUGGAUGAACUGGGACAGACCUCUAUAUCCCCUCUCAGCCUCAGUUUGCUCUGACUAAAAAGUAACCUGUUAGUACAUUUAAGGCUGGUGAAAGAUGGGAAAAAGUCCUUCUAUAUUUAAAACAUUAAGUGACUGUGGAUGUUUAACUAGGGGAAGAUUUGGGGUGGGAGGGAGAAAUACUCAUUGCCUUCAAAAAUCUAAAGAGCUGUCAUGGGGGUCAAGGAAUAGUCUUAGUCUUCUGUUCCUCAGAAGGUAGAACUUGGAGCAUGGUGGGAUAGGGAGUUAGGUAAAGACAAAUUUGGGUCCCCCAAAAGACCUAAUAAUAAUUUCUUAUGACUAGAGCUGUCCCAAAGUGCAAUGUACUGCCUCAGCAGAGUGAGUUCCCUCUCAUUGCAGGGCUUUAGAGAAAGGCUGGAUGAACACUUGUCUGGGGUGAUGUAGAAGGGAUUCUUGCCCAGGGACAGGUGGCACUAGGUGCCCUUUCAGGGCCUUUGUGGCAGUCAGUUUCAAUGAAUCUGUGAUGGGGUUGGACUCAGUGACCUCUCAGGCCCCUUCCAGUUCUGGUUUCAUGCUUCCAUGCCUCCCUUUUCUGGAUUCUCUUCCUCAAACAUAAUAAACCCAUAUUUUUUCUCCUUUUAAAAUUCAGGCACCUGGGACAAACCAGAAGCAAACUCCAGAGCCAAAGGCUGACAUUCUCCCCUCCCAAACCCUGGGAACAGGAGCAUGGCUUAAAGUAGCACAGAGCUCUUGGACUGACUUGACCUCAUGGGUCUGGUUGAGGGAGAAAAUAUUCAGUGAGAAGCUUGGUCCCGUUUUAUAGGUGGAGGAAACAGAGGCUUAGAAGAAAAUAGAGAAUGUCAGAGCUGGAAGGCUCCUUCAAAUGUAAAAUAUUAAAGCUGGAAAGGAUUUUAGAACUAAAAAAUCAAAUCCAACAACAGUUUAAGCACUUAACUAUGUUCAGGGUCCUGGGCUCCGUAUUAUUGAUACAAAAAUAGGAGCAAAGGAACUUUCUAGACUUUAUGCUUUAGGAACCCUUGCAGAGGGAGUGAGUGCUUUCAGCAGGCUGGGUGGGAGGGAGUGGAGUGGGUGGCAGAAAUGGAUUAGAGCAGGUCAGGGAAGGCAACCUUCACCUCCUUCAUCAUGGAGAUGAGUCUUGAAGUAAGAGGAUCACAACAUAUAGCAUCAGAGCUAUCAGGGAACUUCGAACAAAGUCCUCAAGCUGGAAGGGACCUUAGAGGCCAUCUGUUCAAACCUUUGAUUUUGCAGAUAGGGAAAACUCUUGGUCCAGAGAAGAUAAACAAGUUUCCCUAGGUCACACAAGGGUGUGUCAGAACCAGGAUUAGGACAGAAGACUCCUGACUCUGUCCGAGUUAUUAAAGUGAUUCUAGUCACGCUCCUCUCCUCUUACCCCCUCCUCCACCCCCAGCCUUGGGCACUUGUCCUGGAAUUUAAAGUGCCUCUUUCUUCUGCUGCUUCACCUCCCCCGUCUCCAGUCCCAUGAAAGACUCAGACGCAUCUGAGAGAGACCCUUUGUGUUCAGGAGUUUCCCAUUGAGGCAACACCUGUUGUCCUGUUCCCAGUUAUUGCUGUCUGCCUAUGAGGGAGGGGGAAGGGGAAGUCCAGAAGCCCUCAGGAGCGUGUGGGAAGGGGCACAGGAAGGGGAUCCUGGAGGGAUGGGUUUAUAUAUGAGACUUAACUCAUACUUUAUAAAGAGUGAAUUACUUUGGAGUCAC
Trichosurus vulpecula (common brushtail) is the source of this 3257-nucleotide messenger RNA. It is a transcript of the gene P2RY2, whose product is annotated as purinergic receptor P2Y2. Gene Ontology annotation, molecular function: G protein-coupled UTP receptor activity; A1 adenosine receptor binding; G protein-coupled purinergic nucleotide receptor activity. Lineage: Eukaryota; Metazoa; Chordata; Mammalia; Diprotodontia; Phalangeridae. Gene Ontology annotation, biological process: blood vessel diameter maintenance; positive regulation of mucus secretion; phospholipase C-activating G protein-coupled receptor signaling pathway. The transcript is spliced from 2 exons. Gene Ontology annotation, cellular component: plasma membrane. Bases 143 to 1216 code for a protein of 357 amino acids. The record is from RefSeq and is a predicted model, not a curated record.